Messenger RNA from Notolabrus celidotus (New Zealand spotty), 2042 nucleotides. It is a transcript of the gene get4, whose product is annotated as guided entry of tail-anchored proteins factor 4. Gene Ontology annotation, biological process: protein insertion into ER membrane. Lineage: Eukaryota; Metazoa; Chordata; Actinopteri; Labriformes; Labridae. The record is from RefSeq and is a predicted model, not a curated record. Gene Ontology annotation, molecular function: protein binding. Bases 74 to 1045 code for a protein of 323 amino acids. Gene Ontology annotation, cellular component: BAT3 complex; cytosol. The transcript is spliced from 9 exons.
AGGGUCUAAAUUGAUUAAAGCGUUCCGGUUCUCCACUGUCAACACUUGGCUUGAGCGCUGCUGCUGAGCGACGAUGUCGGAGCAGGAGUCUCUGAGGCUCUCCAGUGCCAGAAACCGUGGAGGCGUACAGAGGGUGGAGGGAAAACUGCGAGCCAGCGUAGAAAAAGGGGAUUACUAUGAAGCACAUCAGAUGUACAGGACUUUAUUUUUUAGGUACAUGUCACAGGCAAAACAUGCUGAGGCCAGGGAGCUGAUGUACAAUGGGGCUCUACUAUUCUUCAGCUAUAACCAGCAAAACAGUGCAGCAGAUCUGUCCAUGCUGGUUCUGGAAGUGUUGGAGAAAUCUGAGACAAAGGUUGAAGAGGAUAUAUUAGAAAGCCUGGCGAAGUUGUUCAGCCGGAUGGACCAGAACUCCCCCGAGAGAGUAGCGUUUGUGUCCAGAGCCUUGAAAUGGUCCACAGGAGGAUCCAGCAAGUUGGGACACCCUAAACUACACCAGCUGCUGGCUGUCACCUUGUGGAAAGAGCAAAACUACAGUGAGUCUCGUUACCACUUCCUGCAUUCAUCUGAUGGGGAGGGCUGUGCACAGAUGCUGGUAGAAUAUUCGGCCUCUCGAGGCUUCCGUAGUGAGGUCGACAUGUUUGUGGCGCAGGCCGUCCUACAGUUUCUCUGCUUAAAGAACAAAAACAGCGCUUCCGUGGUGUUCAGCACAUACACAGAGAAACACCCGUCCAUAGAGAAGGGCCCUCCCUUCGUCCAGCCUCUACUUAACUUUAUCUGGUUUCUGCUGCUGGCAGUGGAUGGGGGUAAAUUAACAGUUUUCACAGUGUUAUGUGAGCAAUAUCAACCUUCCCUGAAGAGGGAUCCCAUGUAUAAUGAGUAUCUUGACAGAAUAGGACAGGUUUUCUUUGGCGUUCCGCCGAAACAGUCUCCAUCAUACGGUGGACUGCUAGGGAACCUGCUGAACAGCCUGAUGGGUUCAGGCGAGGAUGACGAUGGGGCUGAAGAAGCCCAGGAGGACAGCAGCCCCAUAGAGCUGGACUGAGCCUGCGACCGCCUGACAAAUGAACAAAAAAAGAAAAAAAGAGGAAGAUCAUGUUGCCUCCGUCCUUUACCUCCACAACAAGGGUGGGGCGAGGCGUCGGCCUGUGUUUUCAGAGGCGUGCUGUUUCCAAAAAAAAACCCUCCCACCCAUCCAGUCUAAAAUCAAAGCAAGUAUCAGGCCACAAAAUCCCUCCCUUCAGCACUGCCGGGACUGACUGCGCCAAACUGCAAACUCUCUCUUUGUUAACUCAUUGUAAGAUUAUAUUAUAUUAUUUGAAUCAUUACUUUUGUUAGUUUGGGACUCUUGCUUUUUGUUUAGGGUGUAUUCAUUUUAAACAUAAAGUGUCCUCUCCCUGUGAAGCCUGCUCCAGAGAGGAGGGAGUGGAUUGAGUGUCUCAGAGGAGAGGGUAGCAUCACAUGUAAACACCCCUCUAUGUAACAUUGUUUAUUAUAAGAGGGUUUAGUCAACUCACUACAUUUAUCUCAAUGUUUUUGUUUGCUGGGCAGCCUCGAGGAGCUGCUGUUAUCGGCUUAUUUCAACAGCUUGUUCCGUUAUAAGCCUCUUCUUUGAAUAGUAAAUUAAAUAUUUUCCUGUCGUCAGGGCAACAUUCAGUUCCUUGUCUCAUUCAUCCACUAGCUGAAAGGACUAAAGCAGAAAUGUAAGUUAUAAUCUGAGCUCAUCUUGUUCCUUGAAUAUCAAGCAAACAGCCCCUCUCUGCUCAGUGUGUCCUUCACGGGUCAUUUGGAUUCAUCUGCAUCACGCAGCAGUCUGGGGACAUUUAGCUCCUCUGUGCACUUGCUGAACUGGUACUCGGCCUGUUUGCAUCUCAGAGAGGAGUUUUCUGGAGAAAUCCAAGUUUUGCAUUUUAUUGUUACAGCUGCCAAGUCAUAAACCAUAUUUUGCAGUGAGGAGUUUUGAAGCGCUUAUGAUUUGGUUUUCACUGGAUGUGGGCUCGUGCUGUCUGCGUGUCACUGUGAAAAAUAAAAAGUCAAAUGUC